UUUAUAUAUAGAGACAAUCAUUGGAGGGUUAAUGCGGGGUUCAAAAAUUGAAGGAACGAAACAAGUUUAAAAAAAAAAAAAAAGAAACUUUAUAGAUAGAUAUCUAAAUAGAUCUUUGUUUAGUCUAGGAAUCAUUAUUUCAAACGUUUUGAAUAAAUAUUUAGGUGAAAAAAUAUUUCGAACAAUAAGUAAACAAAAAAUGGUUAGCAUCACACACAUGGAAAAGAUGGUCAUUCUCCUCAGCAUGUUUUGCUGGACUAGCUACGCCGUCUUCUACUACAAACACGAGCCAGACUACCCCAGGCUGGGAAAGCGUACCUCCUACUCAGACGACAAGCUGCAGGGCGAGGGCAGUAACCCGCAGCUCAUGCUCCCCGACCCUGCGUUCUCGAAUCUCAACAGGAGAGGCAUCUUCACGCAGGGUUCAUCGGGAGUCCCGCGGCUAGGCAGAAGAAACCUGGACACUGACAAAAGAGGCGUGUUCACGCAAGCGAACGGGGGGUACAUCCGGAUGGGGAAGAGGGACGAUCCGUGGAACGACAAGAGAGGGGUGUUCACUCAGGGUCAGAUCGGCUCCCCUCGAAUAGGGCGUCAGGGCGCCAGCGAUAUGUGGAGCGAUGGCGUCAACCAGGUGCUGCAGAAGAUGGCGGAGUUCAAGGAAGACAACGACGAGGAGAAAGCAGGUCAAGGACAGAUGGACGUGGGAAAUGACGUCUUACUGCAGCCGACAUCAAUUCCAUACCUAUUCAUCGAGAUGGACACGGACAACGAUGGAAAGUUAUCAAAAGAGGAAUUUGUUUCCGGCAUCCAGAUUCUGAAAUCCCAGACGUCGUAUUGGUAACAUCAACAAGAAUGACUUUUGCCAAACGUGGGGGGAAUUUUCCAACUAGUUUUACGCUCUGGAAUAUAACAAGAUCUUUGGAAGUUUAUCAGCAGGCAGAAGAAACGAUGCACAACAAAAACUUAAACUGGGAUUUACCACAACCGAAACAAAACGCCAACCCAGUUUUCUAUCAGAAUUAUCUAACCAUUUGAAAUUAUAUAAUGUAUUGUGAUCUUUCUUGAUUCUUUAUCAAAUAAACAUCGAUAAUAAA
Biomphalaria glabrata is the source of this 1094-nucleotide messenger RNA. RefSeq names its product HCS2 neuropeptides-like. NCBI's taxonomy places the organism in Eukaryota, Metazoa, Mollusca, Gastropoda, Planorbidae. The record is from RefSeq and is a predicted model, not a curated record. Gene Ontology annotation, molecular function: calcium ion binding. Bases 200 to 841 code for a protein of 213 amino acids. The transcript has 3 exons.